AGACGAUUUUUUUCCAAUCUUAUGCUGUAGCUGUCGGAGAUUAAUUUAUAUAUGACAAGUAACAAACAAGAGUCAUUCUUGAGAAACGAUUGAAAAUCACAAUGGUGAACAAGAUAACCCGAGAAGUCACCUUUAACUUCCCGUCUUCUUCGAUCUCUGAAUGGAAUCACGAUGUCUUCUUGAGUAGUUUCAGUGAAGAUCCAAGCAACAAAAUCAUCAUCAACGGCAUCUACGAUGCUUUGGUCCAAAGAGGGAUUCACGCCUUGAGAGGCGACAACGAUGAACACAAGCAGCUGCGAGGAGGAGAGAAAGCAUUAAUUGAAGAAUCGAGGAUCGCCAUAGUUCUUUUCUCAAGAAAAUACGUUUCUUCAAUGUGGUGUCUGGAUGAACUGGUGAAGUUAGUUGAAUGCAGAAGCAAUGGGAUUGGUCUAACUGUUUUACCUGUUUUCUGUGACGUCGACCCAUCGGAUGUACGGAAACAGACCGGUAGUUUGGAAGAAGCAUUUGCUAGAUAUGGGGAGCAUUUCAAAGAUGAAGAAAAAGAGAAGGUGGAGAGUUGGAGGGCAGCUCUUACUACAGUGGCUAACCUUUCUGGUUGGGAUCUGCAUAACGUUUCCAAUGGGCAAGAGGCAAAAUUUAUCUAAAUAAUUGUUGAUGAAGUUUUGAUCGUCCUCCACAUAUCGUUCGUAUCAUAGGGAUCUGUGGUAUUAGCGGACUGGGUAAGACAACUAUUGCAAAGGCCAUAUAUAAUGAAAUUUA
Molecule: messenger RNA, 759 nt
Organism: Macadamia integrifolia
Lineage: Eukaryota; Viridiplantae; Streptophyta; Magnoliopsida; Proteales; Proteaceae
Product: disease resistance protein Roq1-like
Exons: 2
Coding region: 102-644 (180 amino acids)
Biological process (GO): signal transduction
Source: RefSeq, a predicted model, not a curated record